Molecule: messenger RNA, 420 nt
Organism: Pestalotiopsis fici W106-1
Lineage: Eukaryota; Fungi; Ascomycota; Sordariomycetes; Amphisphaeriales; Sporocadaceae
Exons: 2
Coding region: 1-420 (139 amino acids)
Source: RefSeq, a predicted model, not a curated record
AUGUUGAGCAAACUCAUCAUCGCGGCUCUUGUGCAAGCCAUCAUGGCUAAACCGAUCACACCUGUCACGCAGACAACAACCAUGCGAGGGCAGAGAACUGUCACCCACACGAGGCCGACAAUCACUUAUGCUACCCCUGAUGAAAGCAUUAUCUUUGAGGACUUUCCUGGAGCCACAGCCACGUUCUCGAGCUCCUCCGAGCCCGAGUUUACUCUCGACCCGCGUGCUGCCAAGUUUGCUGGGUCUAUUUCCGUCGACACUAUUGAUGUCUCCAUUACCCACCACUCCAAGACCUUGGAGUUGCCCACGACGACCUCUGAUCUGGACAUUCCGCUCGAGACGGUUCUUGAGAAGCGAGUCCAAAACGUGGUGCAGGCUCACAAGGGACAUUCCACUUCUGCGAAUGCUACUUGGGUUUGA